UUUUGUAGCUCGCAAAAGCACCUGCAAAAUUUUAUAGAACUCUUUCGUUCAGAGAUAAAUUAUUCGGAACAUCCGGUUUGUCAAAAGGCGGCAAAUGGAAAGUUGAUCAGUUUGUGAGAAAGAAAACAUCAACAAUGCAAAAAUCUAUAACAUCUUUCUUUACCUCACCAAAACCUAAAACUACAGAACCAAUCUGUAACUCUGACAGCAAAAAGACUGAAAAGAGUUCAGUUAAAAAACCAACUCCAGCUAAAAAAACAAAGUCACCAUUGAAACCUAAAAAUACCUCGCCAGCGAAAAAUACCUCACCAGUAAAAGAUGCUGAUUCACCAGUGAAAAUACGUGCCAAAAGAAGGAGUAAAGCCAGAGUUAUAGAGAGUGAUGAUGAAGAUGAGUGUGAAAACAAUGUGGAUACCAGUGAAACUCCUGAGGCUACCACUAAAGACCAGAAAGAGGACAAAUCAGAAAGUACACAAAAGAAAGAUGAUAAAUCAGAUGAUACACAAAAGAAGAAGGAUAAAACUGAAAGCACAAAAGAUAAAACAGUAGAAGAUAAAAAAGUGAAUAAGAAAGAAACCCCAUUGAAGUCAAAGCCAGAGCCUGUAGAUUCAGGAGUUUCCUCACAGUCAUCACAGGAAUGUGCAGGACCUGCAACACCUAUCAGUUCACCAUUUGGUUUACCUGUGAGAAGAACAGCAAGAAAAAGUAUGGGGGCUACACCAAAAAGAAAGACAUUAGACUACACAGAGGAGAAGUCAGCAAGUAAAAAGAGGAAGAAGACAGAAGAAGAUGAGGAGGAGGAAAAGACAGAAAAAGAAGAGACGAAGACUAAAAGAAAUAAGGAUAAAAAUACAGAUAAAAACAAAAAUACUGAUAAAAACGAAGAAGAAGAAGAAGAAAUGGAAGUAGACACUAAAGAACCUGAUAUGCCUGAAGAGACAAAGAAUACAGAAUCUGAUAAACAGGAUGAAAAGAAGGCAAAGAAUACAGAAUCUGAUAAACAGGAUGAAAAGAAGGGAAAAGAGGAAGAAGAAGAAGAAAGUGACAAACAAGAAGAAAGCUAUGGUCCAAAAGUCAAAAAAGAAAAGAAAACACCUAAAGGAAAGAAAGAAAAACAAAUCAAUACCAAGAAAGGGAAAGCAACUCCUAAGGAUAAGAAGCCAAAGAAAGAAGAAAAAAAAUCACCUGAAGUCAAAAAAGAAAUAAAAGAAGAAAAGAUAGAAGAGAAAACAGAAACAAAACCAUCAAAACCAGUUCACAGUUUCUUUGCUCCAAAGAAAAGUACCAAGUCUGAAACAGAAGAAGAUAAAGUUGAAUGCAAAUCAAGUGCGACUCCAUCAAAGGAUGCCGUUGAGAGCAAAUCAAGUGCGACUCCAUCAAAGGAUACCAAAACAGAGAUAAAAAAAGAAUCAGGAUCGGAUAAGAAGACAGAUGAUUAUAAUCCUGCUAAGUCACGGUACCAUCCAAUUGAUGAUGCCUGUUGGAAACAUGGAGAAAAAAUACCUUACCUUGCUUUGGCUAGAACAUUCGAAGCAAUAGAAGCUGUCUCAGCUAGAUUAAAGAUUAUGGAAAUGCUAUGUAAUUUCUUCCGUUCUGUAAUUGUACUUACUCCUGAAGAUUUGUUAUGUUCUGUGUACCUGUGUCUCAACAAGCUAGCUCCAGCUUAUGAAGGUAUUGAGCUUGGCAUAGGAGAAACAGUUCUGAUGAGAGCUAUAGCUCAGGCUACAGGUAGAAGUGUUGACAAGAUAAAACUGGAUGCACAAGAGAAAGGAGAUCUGGGUAUUGUAGCAGAGUCCAGUAGAAGUAACCAGAGAACAAUGUUUGCUCCGCCAAAAUUAACAAUCAGAGAUGUGUUCAAAAAGUUGACAGAAAUAGGGCAGAUGUCAGGCAAUUCUGCUCAAGCAAAGAAAAUAGAGAAAAUAAAGGGAAUGUUUGUAGCCUGUAGACACUCUGAAGCCAGAUAUCUUAUUAGAUCCCUUGGAGGGAAACUGAGAAUAGGUCUAGCAGAACAAAGUGUCCUAACAGCACUGGGUAAUGCUGUAUACCUGACACCACCUGGUCAAGAUUAUCCUCCAGAAAUAUUGGAUGCUGGGAAAGGUCAGGGUUCAGAAUCAUUAAAAAAGAACAUGGAGGAAGCUGCUCUAGUCAUUAAAACAGUUUAUUGUGAAUGUCCAAACUAUGGUGCCAUAAUCCCUGUAUUAUUAAAGGAAGGUAUACAGGAGUUACCCAAACAUUGUAAACUUACACCAGGUGUCCCAUUGAAGCCUAUGCUUGCCCAUCCUACAAAGGGUGUUAGUGAGGUAUUGAAACGUUUUGAGAAUGCAGAAUUCGCCUGUGAAUACAAAUAUGAUGGUGAAAGAGCACAGAUACAUAUAUUAGAAGAUGGAAAAGUACACAUAUACAGUAGAAACUCUGAGAACAAUACCACUAAAUACCCAGAUAUAAUAGCCAGGAUACCUAAGGUCAAGAAUGAUUCUGUCAAAUCAUGUGUUCUUGAUUCUGAAGCUGUGGCAUGGGACGCAGAGAAAAAACAAAUUCAGCCUUUCCAAGUAUUAAGUCAUAGGAAAAGAAAGGAUGCUGAUGCUUCAGAAAUCAAGGUACAGGUCUGUGUUUACGCAUUUGACUUAUUAUAUUUAAACGGUGAAUCACUGGUAACACAGCCUUUCAGAAGGAGGAGAGAACUCUUGCAUCAGUCAUUUGAAGAAAUUGAAGGAGAAUUUGUGUAUGCUAAAUCUAAAAUCUUAUCUGAUACAGAAGAAAUUGCUGAAUUCUUAGACGAGUCUGUUAAAGGAAAUUGUGAAGGCUUGAUGGUGAAAACUUUGGACAAAAAUGCAACUUAUGAAAUAGCAAAACGAUCUCAUAACUGGCUCAAGUUGAAGAAAGACUAUUUAGAGGGAGUUGGUGACACAUUGGAUGUGGUGGUUAUAGGUGGUUACAUAGGAACAGGAAAACGAACGGGGAGAUAUGGUGGAUUCUUACUAGCUUGUUAUGACGAGGAAAAUGAAGAAUUUCAAAGUAUAUGUAAGAUUGGCACUGGUUUUACUGAUGAGGAUUUAGAACAACAUUCCACCUUCUUUAAAGAACAUCUGAUUGAUAAACCCAAGGCAUACUAUCGCUAUGACAACUCUCAUAUGCCAGAUCAUUGGUUCGAUGCUGUACAAGUCUGGGAAAUAAAAUGUGCAGAUUUAUCAAUAUCACCAACACACAAGGCAGCAUCUGGACUGGUGGACCCAGAGAAAGGAAUUUCUUUACGAUUUCCACGAUUUCUGCGGAUUCGUGAUGACAAAAAGACAGAUGAAGCUACCUCAGCUACUCAGGUGGCAGAGAUGUACAAAGGCCAAUCACAGAUACAGAACCAAACAAAGGAUGCAGGAGACGAAGAAGAUUUCUACUGAUUUUGUAUAUUUAUUUAAAAUGAAUUUUUAUGUCAAAUUUUCAACCUAAUAUAUCACUAAAAAUUAA
Mytilus trossulus (common blue mussel) is the source of this 3462-nucleotide messenger RNA. Its product is annotated as DNA ligase 1-like. Gene Ontology annotation, cellular component: mitochondrion; nucleus. Gene Ontology annotation, biological process: DNA biosynthetic process; DNA repair; lagging strand elongation. Bases 135 to 3395 code for a protein of 1086 amino acids. Gene Ontology annotation, molecular function: DNA ligase (ATP) activity; DNA binding; ATP binding. The record is from RefSeq and is a predicted model, not a curated record. The transcript is spliced from 24 exons. NCBI's taxonomy places the organism in Eukaryota, Metazoa, Mollusca, Bivalvia, Mytilida, Mytilidae.